AUGGUUUCCAGCCGAGCCUCUGCAUCCUCCAGCCGACGAACAAAGUCGACAAAGUCUACAGACCCAACAGAUGCCUCUUUUAAAUCCAGGCGAUCGUCUGCCUACGACGAAAAUUUCGAGCGGGAACUAAUUGACUACAAUGUGUACCCGGAAGGAUACGAAUAUCCAGGCGAUCGUCUGACCCCCAAACCCGAGAACAUUGGCCAAGCGCGUGUGGAGUUCUUGGCGCCCAGAGCCUCUCUCUCGCCAUCGCAUUUUCCCCAGUCGGCGUUCCGAGACUUGAAGAGGAAGAAUAAUACCAAGUCGAAGGGCACCAUCAUGCGUAAUGUGAUUCCGAUCAUUACUGGCGACGUUGACGCCCCGAACGAGGGCAACCUCCCAUUCACCAGCCUCGAAUCACUAACAGAGGGUGUGACGUUUAUGCCAGCACCAGGUUUCUUUGGCGGAGCCCGGCUAGGAGACCUCGACAAGGCGGCGAGAGAAGACCUGAGUCGGAUGAUUAUACCCACGAAACACGCCGACGUGGCAGUAGCGCCCAAUAAACCACUGGUUAACUAA
This is a messenger RNA of Lasiosphaeria miniovina, 558 nucleotides long. RefSeq lists its product as uncharacterized. The coding region runs from base 1 to 558 and encodes 185 amino acids. The transcript has a single exon. Lineage: Eukaryota; Fungi; Ascomycota; Sordariomycetes; Sordariales; Lasiosphaeriaceae. The record is from RefSeq and is a predicted model, not a curated record.